AUGGUAGCAUACUUGCAGAAGAUGGGUGAGAGAGAUGUUGCACAAGGUGUUUGUCAAUACCGUAACUCCCAUUUUCCAACCAAUUUCAAUACUCAACUUUCAAAGGGUCGGGACAGGGCCAACAACAGCAAUGGGAUAGAGAUCGGGAAAAGGACAGGGACUCGUCGAGACAGACAAGGGCAGAUUCGUCGGGACAGGGACAGGAGCAGAUUCGUCGGGACAGGGACACGGGCAGAUUCGUCGGGACAGGGACACGGGCAGAUUCGUCGGGACAGGGACACGGGCAGAUUCGUCGGGACAGGGACCGGGCAGAUUCGUCGGGACAGGGACACGGGCAGAUUCGUCGGGACAGGGGCAGAUUCGUCGGGAUUCGUCGGGACAGGGACAGGGGCAGAUUCGUCGGGACAGGGACACGGGCAGAUUCGUCGGGACAGGGACAGGGGCAGAUACUCGUCGGGACAUGGGCAUAUACUCGUCGGGACAGGGACAGGGGCAGAUUCGUCGGGACAGGGGCAGAUUCGUCGGGACAGGGGCAGAUUCGUCGGGACAGGGGCAGACUCGUCGGGACAGGGACAGGGGCAGACUCGUCGGGACAGGGACAGGGGCAGAGACUCGUCGGGACAGGGACAUAUACUCGUCGGGACAGGGACAGGGACAUAUACUCGUCGGGACAGGGACAUAUACUCGUCGGGACAGGGACAUAUUCGUCGGGACAGGGACAGAGAUUUUAUAUCAGCAUAA
Mercurialis annua (annual mercury) is the source of this 741-nucleotide messenger RNA. RefSeq lists its product as uncharacterized. The record is from RefSeq and is a predicted model, not a curated record. Lineage: Eukaryota; Viridiplantae; Streptophyta; Magnoliopsida; Malpighiales; Euphorbiaceae. The transcript is spliced from 2 exons. The coding region runs from base 1 to 741 and encodes 246 amino acids.